This is a messenger RNA of Salvelinus sp. IW2-2015, 914 nucleotides long. NCBI's taxonomy places the organism in Eukaryota, Metazoa, Chordata, Actinopteri, Salmoniformes, Salmonidae. The record is from RefSeq and is a predicted model, not a curated record.
AGGUAACUCCGUCGUCAGUCUGUCUCCAAAAGGCCAGGGUGGUCUCUAUAGCAACACUUCCACUCUACAGGGCUUCCUGGGUCGGCACAAAGACCUGCUGAAUAACUCCUCCCCAGGCCCGUACCCUGUGAAACCCAAACACCACCCCCUGAGCCUCAACGAUGCUAACCCCAACAACGUAGAGGUUAACGUUACCGCCGACAAUGGCAAACCCCACCCCCCCGGCCUGGCCGGCCCCGCUUCCAAACCCCGCGCCCUAUGGAAGAAGAGCGUGGAGACGCUGAAACAAGGACCAAUCCCGUUGUCCGGUCCCGCUGGUGGUCCCGCCCCCGGAUCUGCUGGCUCCGCCUCUGUCCCGGGCCAUGCAACAAUGAAGAGCCAGCGUUACCUCCCAGAAGACCCGCCCCAUUCAGACAUCUCGGAGUGUUCCAGCCGGCCCCCCUCCUACAUGGAAUCGGAUCUGGGGGGGCCCAGGAUGGGGAUGGGGGGGUUCAAACCCCCAAAAGACGGGCUGAAGAAACGGCCGGUGGGGGGGAUGGGAGGAGUAGGGGGGGGGAGCGGCAGUGGGAGAAGUCACGAGAAGAUCUAUUCCAUAGACUCAGACCAGGCCAGUCUACACUCCGCCCCGCUCUACCAGAGAGACAUCCUCCAGGAACCCUCCGACCUCACACACACGCACUCCGACCUCAGACACUGUCACUCGGAGCACUCCAACACACACUCCGACCUCAGACACUGUCACUCGGAGCACUCCAACACGCACUCCGUGGACGCUUCCAUCCUGCAGCUGAGCGCCACUCUGCUGCACCACAGCCACUCUGCUGACGCUGACCUCCACUCUCUGAAGGACAAGAAGUACAGCACCUACAAACACACCAGCACUGGAGCUGCCUCCUCCAGCAAGGACAAGAACA